Molecule: messenger RNA, 4939 nt
Organism: Oncorhynchus kisutch (coho salmon)
Lineage: Eukaryota; Metazoa; Chordata; Actinopteri; Salmoniformes; Salmonidae
Gene: rnf32
Product: ring finger protein 32
Exons: 7
Coding region: 448-1524 (358 amino acids)
Molecular function (GO): protein binding
Source: RefSeq, a predicted model, not a curated record
ACAGUAUCCGCGAGCAAUUGGCUAGAGUGCUCGUGCCAAAACCAUAGUAUGCACAUUUGCUAUUUUCCCAACGUUUUUUGUGACCUAACUAUCGGUAGAGUUGAAAAUGCGAUGGAAACACAUUGAACUUUAGAUGUGUCUUCAGUAGAGAAACAGAAAAAAUGUAAGCGAAAAAUUAACCUACAUUUGGUGUGAACUACGUCAUCACGCACUGAUUUUUAUCCACAAAUCCGUUUAGUGGAAACACUCCGCGGUGGGAAAAUGCGCAUAGUUUCUUUAUGCCGAUUCUAGAAAAUUCGCAUGAAAAACUGUCGCUAAUUGGAUGGAAACCUAGCUACUGAUUCAAUUGAUUAAGGAACUUGUUGGGAUGGAGAGGAGGUGAUGGAGGACUGCCUCCUUGGUUACUAAGUAACGUAACCAUACAAACACUACCUCCAACAGAUCACAAUGCGGAAGGGCUUGAACUCAAAAGCAACCAGUGGAAAGUUAGCAAUCACCUCAGUUGCUCUUCAAGACCAUAUCGCACGAAACUUGCUGCUUCAGAAUUUGCCACUGUGUGACCCUGUGAAGACAAGAUGGUGCCGAAGAGCCGCCACUGAAACACACUGCAAACGAAACCAUGGAACUGUGAAACAGAAAGGGCCCCAGCAACACGAUGGAGAGGAGAAAGAGUAUGUGCUUGACCCAGCAGCUCCACCACUGACAUUAGCCCAGAAACUGGGUUUGGUGCAGUCCCCGGCCAGAAAACUGACGGUAGAUGAAUGGAGUCAGGUCAAGUCGAGGUCUAUUCAUGAAGGGGACUCCAAGCAGCCCUGUGUGAUCUGCAGGGAGGAGUUUCGCUUACAGACUCAGGUUUUGCUCUCCUGCUCCCAUGUGUUUCACAGAGCCUGUCUGCAGGCCUUUGAGAGGUUUUCAGGCAGGAAGUGCUGUCCUAUGUGCAGGAAGGAGCAGUAUGAGACCAGAGUCAUCCACGAUGGAGCUCGCCUCUUCAAAGAGAGGUGUGCCAUCAGAAUUCAAGCGUGUUGGCGUGGCUAUGUUGUUCGGAAGUGGUACGGACAUAUGAGGAAAACUGUUCCCCCAAAAGACAAACAGCUACGACGAAAAUUCUUUGAGACAAAGUUGCAGGAGUUGAAUGACAGCUUUGUCCAAUACUGUCAUAUGGACGUAGAGGCUUUCCUGAACGAUAUCGACCAGUCGGUGUCAUCAAGCAGAAGAGUGUUCCAUCAGUUUGAGAGAGAGCACGUCUCGGAGCCGCAGGAAGAUGACUGGCAGAAAAUACAGGAAAAGGUCAUCCAGAGAGAUACACAGGACUGUCCCAUCUGUCUCACCGCUCUGUGCAACGCCAGACUAGAGACGGAGGCAGGGAGGACACUCGCCCAACACCACAGCAACAGACGCACUGUGCUCCUGUCCUGCUCACACCUCUUCCACCAGCCCUGCCUGGAAGCCUUCGAAGCCUUCUGUGUGGAGGGCCGACCUACAUGUCCUCUGUGCAGGUCUCCCUACCACAAAAUACUGGUCUGACCUCAGAAUAGUUGAUAUAGAACUUCACAAUAUGAAAGAUAGUUGGAUGUAAGUAAAACGUAUACACUCCCCUACGUAUGUAUUUGGACAAUGAAGCGAAAACUUAUAAUUUGGCUCUAUAAGCCAAAUAUUUUGAAUAAGAUCAAAUAUCUUAUUUUUGUGUAUUGAUAUACAUGUUUCACUGUUUAGAAAUUGAAGUACUUUGUCUAGUCCCCCCAUUUGAAGGUGUCAUAACUAUUUGCACAAAUUCACUUAGUGCAUUAAAAUGUCAAACCUUUAUUUGGUCACAUAUUUCUAGAACGCAAUGACAUCAUGCUUGUGACUCUACAUAAUCUGAAACAAGUUGGUAAUGUUAUGAGUCACUUUUUGUAAAUAAACACUUCUACAUUAAUGUGGAUGCUACCAUGAUUACGAAUGAAUCGUAAAUAAUGAGAAAGUUAGAUGCAUAUAGUGGCUUCGCAAAGUAUUCAGAUCCCUUGACUUUCAACAUUUUGUUAGGUUACAGCCUUAUUCUAAAAUGGAUUAAAUAAAUAAUCCUCAGCAAUCUACACAGAACACCCCAUAAUGACAAAACAAAAACUGUUUUUAAAAAAUGUUUGCAAAUGAACAGAAAUACCGUAUGUAAAUAAGUAUUCAGACCCUUUGCGACUCUGAAUUGAGCUCAGGUGCAUCUUGGUUUCCAUUGAUCAUCCUUGAGGUGUUUCUACAACUUUAUUGGAGUCCACCUGUGGUAAAAUCACUUGACUGGACAUGAUUUGGAAAGACACACACCUGUCUAAGGUCCCGCAAAAACCAAGCCAUGAGGUCAAAGGAAUAGUCCGUAGGGCUCCGAGACAGGAUUGUGUCGAUUGGGCCAGCUCUGGGGAAGGGUAGCAAAACAUUUCUGCAGCAUUGAUGGUUCCCAAGAACACAGUGGCCUCCAUGUUUAAAUGGAAGAAGUUUGGAACCACCAAGACUCUUCCUAGAGCUGGCCGCCCAGCCAAACUGAGCAAUCGGGGGAGAAGGGCCUUGGUCAGGGAGGUGACCAAGGACCCGAUGGUCACUCUGACAGAGCUCCUCUGUGGGGAUGGGAGAACCUUCCAGAAGGACAAUCAUCUCUGCAGCACUCCACCAAUCAGGCCUUUAUUGUAGACUGGCCAGAUGGAAGCCACUCCUCAGUAACAGGCACAAGACAACCCGCUUGAACUUUGCCAAAAGCACCUAAAGACACUCAGACCAUGAGAAACAAGAUUCUCUGGUCUGAUGAAACCAAGACUGAACUCUUUUGCCUGAAUGCCAAGCGCCACGUAUAGAGAACCUGGCACCAUCCCUAGGGUUAAGCAUGGUGGUGGCAGUAUCAUGCUGUGGGGGAUGUUUUUCAGCAGCAGGGACUGGGAGACUAGUCAGGAACGAGGCAAAGUACAAAGAGAUCCUUGAUGAAAACCUGCUUCAGAGUGCUCAGGACCUCAGACUGGGGUGAAGGUUCACCUUCCAACAGGAUAAUGAUCCUAAGCACACAGCCAAGACAACACAGUAGUUGCUUUGGGACAAGUCCCUGAAUGUCAUUGAGUGGCCCAGCCAGAGACCGAACAUGAACCCGAUCUAACAUCUCUGGAGAGACCUGAAAAUAGACUGGGAGCGUUGCUGCACAUCCAACCUGACAGAGCUUGAGAGGAUCUGCAGCGAAGACUCUGCUGUAAUUCAACAAAGUACUGAGUAACCAUGAUUAUCCGUAAUCAUGGUAACAUGUAGAAGUAUUCAGAAUCACACUAUUCUUAUUUAGAACAUGGGACCAAAUACUAAACUUGACAAUUUAACACACUAAGUGAGUUUGUCAAUACUUAUGACACCUUCAAAAUGGAGGGACUAGAUACAUAGUGCAUAAAUUUCUAAACGGUAAACAGGUAUGAAAACACCCUCAAUGUGACAUUCUGUACUGUAGUAUCAUAAAACGGGUCCAAAAUGCUGGAGAAUCAAGUCAAAUAAAUUAUAUUUAAACAUUUGCGAAAUCAUAUACAUUUGUCAAUGUUUAGAUUGAGCUCUUCCAGUAGGUCAUGUUGUGGUUUGCAGGCUGUAAAUUACAGAAGGAAGGAAGGUGAAUUAAAACAGGAAGUUAUUACUGUUGUUUAAUGAACAGACUUUAAAUGCAUUCAUCAGAGGAUAAAUGCACAAAACAAUUAUCACUUUCAGGCAUCCAUACCAAUAAAGUGCAAUUCUUCCUCAAGUCUCAGUCCUCCAGAAUACGGUGACUUGUCAGGAGUACAUAGACAUACUGCCAUGGUAAAAGGAAGCAAACUUGUGCCAAGUAUGCUCUUAUAUAUCAAAAAGAAACCUGUGAUGUACACCACAAAUGCAGUUGAAGUUAGAUGAAAAAGCAAUGUCAACUUAAACAUGAGUUGUAAAUGAGAACUUGUUCUCAACUUGCCUACCUGGUUAAAUAAAAGGUGAAAAAUAAAAAGUUCGUUUUAUUUGCAAACAAACACAAAUAGCCAAGAACAUGGUAAAAAAAACAUUCAUGUUAAUUUGCAGGAAAUUAUAUGCAGAGACACAAACUAUAGCUACAUCCAAAAAUGUGUGGGGGCACAAAGUACGUGACAAUGGUUGGGCGAGGGGCGUAGGUUGGAGAAUUUAGAAUUUUUCACUGCAUUCUUGAGCCAUAAUCAUGCUUAUUUCUAUGUAAAAAAAAUAUAUAUAUAUCUAAGCAUACCUCUUGAGCGGUCUGUAUCCUCCUGGUUCAUUUUUAAAUGAAAUCUGAAUGCAAGUCUCAUUCAGUACACUAAGUUAUUGCUUGCUUUUCUAAAGUUUGCCAGCAGGCGUACCAGCUAAGAUAGUUAGACGAGCUAGCUACUCGAACUUGACGGAUAGCUUUAAAAUGGCUUUUUGGUGGCUAGUUAUGAGGUUGGGAACCUACCUGGGCUAGCUAAAGUCAACUUCAUGACAUUUCUAGGUCUAGCAGUAUUACAGAGAAACAACUAAACAGGACAAAUCUGAGGGGGCACAUGCCCCUGUGGGCAUAACACUUCUGAUUAGCUACUCCACCUACAGUACAGGCCACGCUUCAACAUUUCAAAGCCUCGGCAAGUGAGGGAAAACUAAGGCAACCAAAACUGUUCCCUUGGGCUGGAACAGGCCCAGAACGUGUGCACCUCAAACUCAUUGGAAAAGUAUGAUUGUAAUCUUGUGCUUAUGGUGUGCUCCCUCGACCAAUAAUAUGCAGCGACAGCAUAACCAGACGGAAUUAUGUUUGUCCCAAAUGGCACUCUAUUCCCUACAUAUUGCACUACUUUUUGGGGAUAGGGUGCCAUUUGGGAUAAUUUGCUAUUGACUAUAAUAAUGUGACAUUCAGCUCGACUGCCCCCAGCCUCUGGAACGCUCUCCUGGACCAACUGAAGGGACCACCUGAAGGCACCACAGACUCUGGGCUCCUUUAAAACGG